AUGGAAACCGCCCAUUUGUUCAUCUGUUCCAGUCUGAGGACAGCCACAGGCCCGGGCCACCUAGACCUCAGCCACCUCCCACCUCAGCGUCCUCCCACCUGGGCCAUCCUCUACCUCAGCCAUCUCAUUGGGAGCCACCUCCCGCCUCAGUGCCCUCAGAUGGGGACCCCGCCCACCUCGGUCACCUCCCGCGGGGACCCCGCGCACCUCAGUGCCCUCAAGUGGGGCCCUCCCCCCCAGUCACCUCAGUCACCUCCCGCGGGGCCCCUCGCACCUCAGUGCCCCCAGGUGGGCCCCUACCCCCCAGUCACCUCAGUCACCUCCCGCGGGGCCCCUCGCACCUCAGUGCCCUCAUCAGACGCCUCCCGCCCCGCGGCGCCGGGCCACGCCCCCCACGGUCGCCGUGGCAACCGGCAGGCUCGGCCCCGCCCCUGCCCCGCGCCGUUCUCGCGAGAGCGCGGCCCGCCCACUUCCGGGCCGCUGGCUUCCGGCUCGGCGGCGGCGGCGGCGGAGCGGAGCCCGCGGCCUGCCCUGCGCGCCAUGCCGGCCCCGGGGCCGCGCGCGCUGCCGCCGCUGCUGCUGCUGCUGCUGCUGGCCGCGGCGGGCAGCGCGGACGAGGACGAGGUGCCCGGCGACUGGGUGCUGCUGCACGUGGUGCAGGGCCACAUCGGCGCGGGCAACUACAGCUACCUGCGCCUGAACCACGAGGGCCGCAUCGUGCUGCGCAUGCGCAGCCUGCGCGGCGACGCCGACCUCUACGUGUCCGACACCACCCUGCACCCCAGCUUCGACGACUACGCGCUGCAGUCGGCCACGUGCGGCCGCGACCUCGUGGCCAUCCCGGGCCACUUCCAGCGGCCCGUGGGCAUCGGCAUCUACGGGCACCCGUCGCACCUGGAGAGCGAGUUCGAGAUGAAGGUGUACUACGACCGCUCGCCCGAGCAGCGUCUGGACGCCGACGCGGCCCGCGCCGACGCACUGCCGGGGCCGGCGCCCGAGGACGCGCACGACGAGGACUCCCUGCUCUGGACCGUGCUCAUCAGCGUGCUCAAGCUGGUGCUGGAGAUCCUCUUCUGACGCCGGCGGCCGCCGCCACCAAGCAGGGGUUCUCGUGCUACUCCCGGGGCGGCCAGAAACCAGGAGGAUUAGAAGCACUCGGGAGAAGCCAGAGCCGCAGGGACUCGAGGCCAGCCCUGGAACAGUUACAGCUGCGGGUGAAGGUGCCAGUUGCCCGCCGGGUUUCUGCAGAGCUACAGGACCAAGAAACGUAAAUGCUCCUGAGAGACGAACUCUGCCUAAAAUUGGUCUCAAGGGUAGGAGUAGUGUAUACGAGAAUAGUUUAUUGAGAGACGAAUCAACUUGCAGAUUUUUAAAGCACGUACUUUCAAAAAUCCUUUAUUGGCAUAAAAAUGAGAAUGUUGUAAAUAAAUUGGCACCAAAUAGUUCAUUCAAAUCCAUAUUGCAAUACUGAGAUCAAAAAGCUAUCCCUCUUUGCUGUUUUUCCCCCUUCUGCCCACUUUCCUGGGUGUUGGGGGAGCUCGCUGACAACAGUCACAUAUCCAGCGACCUAGGAAAAAAAUGGUUGUUAUAGAAUGAAUUUCAUUCUUCAGGAAUGAAUUUCAAACCCAUGUAUGAUGUAAGCCUCUCCUUAGCGAUUUCUUAACACAUUGCCCCUAGGGAUCAGUGGUGGAAAGGCUGCAUGUGGAUUCCACUUCAGGCAUACUGCUGUGUCUGUCCACUGCCAUGUGAAUUACUGAAAAGUGAGGUAAAGGAUCAAGAACAGUGCAGCAGUCUCCAAGACCUUUAAAAUGUUAGGGUGGUUCUUUCCUAAAUGCAAAUAUGGUCUUUGAAAGAUGGAAACAAUAAAUCUUACAUAAAACCUAUUCCUAAAGGUGGCUUAUUUUCAGCCUUUUUCUUUGAUGCUUUCACUGGCAGCUGAGUCCAAGACCAUCCAAGUCUGGUAUGUAUGCUAAGGACAGCAGUUAGAACAGUACUUGCCAGCAGGAAACAAAUUGCUACAUACUUGAUGUGAAUGACUAUUAAAUUAUUUAACUUCCUAAUGAUUUCCAGGAAACUGUUCUAGGUACAUGUUUAUAGAAUAUUAUAGUGUUAACCAUGCAAGUAAGUUCUAAAAUUACACAAUUAUCUGUGUACAGUUUUAGUCCAAUUACUGUGAUUUAUUCUUCAAUGAUAGGUUUAUUUUUAAAGUUACCUGGAAUUGUCAUGCAGCCUCAAUUUUUAGAAAUCUGGUUUAACAAUUGUAAAGGCAUAGCAGUCAUUCUGUUAAGUAUACAGAAAUAAAAUCUAGCCUUUGAAACAGA
Messenger RNA from Sorex fumeus (smoky shrew), 2321 nucleotides. RefSeq names its product chromosome unknown C6orf120 homolog (gene CUNH6orf120). The record is from RefSeq and is a predicted model, not a curated record. NCBI's taxonomy places the organism in Eukaryota, Metazoa, Chordata, Mammalia, Eulipotyphla, Soricidae. The coding region runs from base 1 to 1077 and encodes 358 amino acids. The transcript is spliced from 2 exons.